Molecule: messenger RNA, 1227 nt
Organism: Desarmillaria tabescens
Lineage: Eukaryota; Fungi; Basidiomycota; Agaricomycetes; Agaricales; Physalacriaceae
Product: major facilitator superfamily domain-containing protein
Exons: 12
Coding region: 1-1227 (408 amino acids)
Cellular component (GO): membrane
Molecular function (GO): transmembrane transporter activity
Source: RefSeq, a predicted model, not a curated record
AUGGCGCCAUCCUUGGACUCAAAGCCUGACCGCAAAGACGAUGUCGAGUCAAACGUCCCCGACGUUGCUUAUGGUCCCAAUGGAGAACCCAGUCAUAACAUCGAGGAUUAUUACAGGUUCGACCCCAAGGUGGAGCAGAGGGUCGUUCGGAAGCUCGAUGCAAGGCUUAUGCCGCUUAUCUUCUGCCUGUACAUCCUCAACGCCAUGGACCGGUCAAAUUUGGGCAAUGCAAAGACGGACGGACUGGAGACCGAUCUACACUUCCAUGAGAAUGACUAUUCGAUAAUGCUUUCAGUCUUCUGUGCGGUCAAGAACUUUGUUGGCUGUCUGGUCGUGCGGCUAUUCCUUGGUGCAGCAGAAGCCGGAUUUGCUUUGACCAUCAUCUGGUAUCUGACUACUUUUUACACGCGUGGUGAACUUGGAAAGCGUGUCGCUGUGUUCUUCUCAGCGCUUGCUUUUGCGGGCGGAUUCUCUGGGCUGAUCGCAUACGGGGUGUUUCAGCCGGAUAUCCGUCUUCAAGGCGCUGCAACUGUCUUCUUCUCGAUCUUGGCAAUAUUCAUCCUGCCCGCGAAUAUCGACUCGGCGCUCUUUUUCUCGUCGGAUGAAAAGCAUGUCGCACGGACACGUAUUCUCCGUGACUCGUCUGCAGUCAUGAACGAAAAGCUCACCUCUCAAGCUUUCUUCGCUCCCCUCGAAGACUGGAAGCUCUACGUUUGGGCAUUAAUCGCCAUCUGUUAUGGAGUAGCUUCUUCAUUAACUGGGACUUUCCUCCCUCAGAUCAUUGGACGAAUGGGAAAGAGCAAAUUGACCACGAAUCUGCUCACGGCACGAACUGUCAUUGUCCUUUUUAUAAUUAGGGAUGUGCUUAGCUUCAUCGUUCUUGAUACCGUUGACGUAUCGAAGACUGGUAUUCAGUACUUCGGUUCCUUCCUAUUGUGUCUUGGGGCAUUCACGCCUUCGACCGUUUUCCAUGUGCGGCAUAAUUGCAACGAUGCAUCAGAAGUCGGACGUGGUUUCCGUACGGCGCUUAUGACAUUCUUUGCAAACUCUUCUGGUCUUAUUGCUUCCAACAUCUUCAUGGAGAAAGAACAGCCUUACUACAACACCGCCCUCGUAGUCAACUUUAGCUUCCUCGCUGUGGGCAUAAGCCUCGUUCUCAGCUUGCGCGGAGGAAUAGGUCUCACACGUAAUAUGAAGUUACGACCACUGUGGGUAUUUUACAUGUAG